This is a messenger RNA of Dunckerocampus dactyliophorus (ringed pipefish), 2296 nucleotides long. It is a transcript of the gene spdl1, whose product is annotated as spindle apparatus coiled-coil protein 1. NCBI's taxonomy places the organism in Eukaryota, Metazoa, Chordata, Actinopteri, Syngnathiformes, Syngnathidae. Gene Ontology annotation, cellular component: outer kinetochore; spindle pole. The record is from RefSeq and is a predicted model, not a curated record. The coding region runs from base 138 to 1868 and encodes 576 amino acids. Gene Ontology annotation, molecular function: kinetochore binding. The transcript has 14 exons. Gene Ontology annotation, biological process: mitotic spindle assembly checkpoint signaling; protein localization to kinetochore; mitotic metaphase chromosome alignment.
GGCGAUAAUGCUCCAUUUAAGAUGGUUGCAAACCGCCAGAAAAACAAGACGACGACGAAGAGGAAUUCGACGACGACGACGACGACGACGAAGAAGAAGAAGAAGAAGAAGAAGAAAAAGGCGGAAAAUAGGAAAAGAUGUCUAACACUGCAACAGAGGAUGAGAUACAGCACCUCCGCUGCCAACUGAGGCAAAAGGAGGAGCAGGUCCAGCAGGCCGCCAGUGCUGGCUUGGAUCUGCUCAAUCAGCUUGCGGAAACGCAGACCAGGCUAGAAGAACAGAGAAUAGAGAUGACAAGUGCACUGGAGGGUCUUGAGCAAGAUAAGUAUAGCCUGCAGAAGGAAGUGGAGCUGAAGACCAGGGUCCUUGAUUCACUGCAGUCAGAAUUUGACCAUUUGAAGAAGCAGCAGCGACAGAGCAUCGACGAGGAAAAGGCGCAACUGCAGAGGAGCCAUAAGAUGACACUAAAUGACCUCCACAGCAAGAUGCUGGGAUUAAAGUCUUCUUUGGAUGAGUCCCGGCUUAUUGAGAAACAGCUGAAAGAAAAACUCGAUGUUCAGACCAAUCUGCUGCAUAGCAAGAUGGAGGAGUGUCGUGUCCUAAACGAGCAACCUCACAGUUCAUCAAACUUCGAGCUACUGGAGUUGCAGGACAAGGUCCUCGAGCUGGAGAACGUCAAGUUGGAGUUGAAAAAGGCUCUAACGGAAUCACAGUACAGAGAGCAGCAGCUACAGUUGACCAAUGGCAGCUUGCAGCACAAUGUCCAACAAAUCACAGAGGAGAGCAACAAAGACAUUGCCACCUGGUAUAAGGCAUUAGAGAAAUCUCGGGAGGCGAACCGAGAACUCCAAAUCCAGUUGGAUGGCUUUCUUCAACAGGCCCAGGACCCGGACAGCAAAGGCAACUCUCUCUUUGCUGAGUUGGAGGAUAAACGUGCUGAAAUGGAGAGAAAACUCAUCAGCAUGAAGGUCCAGUAUGAGUCUCUCCAAACACAGCAUGCUUUCAACAAGCAGCAGUUGCAGCACAUGAAGAUCCAGAUUGCCACCCUAAUGCAGCUCCAAGGUUCAAGGGCUGACCCCUCUCAGCUUGAGAGACUGCAGUCAAUGCUGUCUGAAAAGAAUGAAGAGAUACAUCAUUUGAUGAGCAAACUGCAGAAACUGGAGAAGUUGCAGACAUUGCUGAAGACCCAGGAGAGUAAUCUCCCCCCAGUUAGCGAUGGCCAGGAUGAAACAUAUUAUACUGACCUCCUCAAAAUGAAGCUUGACAAUACAAUUAAGGAUGUCCAACGUUUAGGAGAUGAACUUUCCCUGCAAAGGAUGAAGUCUUUGUCCGAAAGCCAGAAAGCUCUGGAACUGGAAAGAAAACUCUUCACCUCUGAACGUCUUGUUAAAAAGGCCCAGAGUGAUAAGAUCAGACUACAGCUUCGAGUGGAGGAGCUACAACACAAAUAUGAACCCAAAGAGAGACACACUUACUUAUCCAAGCGUACAAUGAAAGAGAAACUCCCUACUGAUACCGUACCACCCUCUGAGAAAAGUGCACUUGAAAAGGACAAGCAGACCGUUUCAAAGAAAACAUCCAUCACACCUGCUAUGAUUCCAGAGACAGACACAAGUCCCACUGCUGCGGAGAGCUUGCCAGAAGAUUUCCAUAUGGAGCCUAAAGCUGCAAAAUGUGCAAAGAUCUGCGAGGAUGACCUGCUUUUCAUCCCCAAUCCCAGCUCCAAUGUGACAGACUGCAGUGCGGUGAAGAGGGAGGAUUACCAGGAGCAACACACACAUGAGGAAAGCAAAAGGAAAGCUCAAACAGUUGAGACGAUCCAUGUGGGUUCUAAAAGCAGUAUGGAAAGUCAGUGCUCUCAGCAGUAGGGCCCCACUGCAAUACAAUCACACUAUAUAUCAGUAUGUGUGUCUGCUAACCUCUCUAUAUACUGUAUGUAUACAGUACACAAAACAUACACUCAAAAUAUUAAUAGGUAAAUAUAUAGUGGCUUUCUGACGUGAAAUCUUUCAAUCCAGUUUUAUUAAUCAUUUUAAGUUUUUACCUGAACUUUAAUAUUCUGUAUAUGACCUGUUUUUGGGGAUAGAACGCCUAUGAUACUAGAGUAUUUAUUAACUGGAUAAUAUAACCAGGUGUAAAUGUAACUGCCAUAAGAUGAUCUUUUUUGUGGGGUGGGGGGCAAAGCGAAUAAAACUCCAGUAUUUCCUGGAAAAAAAAAAAUAUGGACAUGAAGCCAAAAUGACAAAAGAUCGUUUUUUGCAUUUCCAUGAAAGAUGAAAGAAAUAAAAUACUAUGG